AUGAAAGGAAUGGUGGUGGUGGGGUUUGUUUUGAUGGCUUUGGUUAUGUUCUCUUCUUGUAGUAAACUCCAUCCAAUAAUUCUGGUUCCUGGGAGCGGAGGGAACCAGCUAGAAGCAAGGUUAAACGAGGCUUACAAACCCUCGAGCUUGGUCUGCAACCGUUGGUUACCGAUUCCAAAAGAAGAAGGAGGAUGGUUUAGACUAUGGUUCGACCCUUCCGUCCUCUUAUCUCCCUUCACCAAAUGCUUCGCUCAACGAAUGAUUCUCUAUUACGAUCUCCACAAAGAUGACUACUUUAACUGUCCCGGUGUUGAAACCAGAGUCCCUGACUUCGGCUCUACUCAGUCGCUUCUCUGCCUCGAUCCCAAACUCAAGCACAUCACAACAUAUAUGGCAGACUUGGUGGACUCUCUUGAACAAGAAGGCUACAAGGAAGGAGAAACACUCUUUGGAGCACCAUAUGACUUCCGAUAUGGUCUAGCAGCUGCUGGUCACCCAUCUUCUACAGGUUCCAAAUUCCUUGAAGACCUUAAAGGAUUGAUAGAGAUGGCAAGCACAUCCAAUGAAGGAAACCCAGUAAUAAUCCUUUCCCACAGCUUAGGCGGUCUCUUCGCCCUUCACCUUCUCAAUAGAAAUCACUUAUCUUGGCGUCGCAAGUAUGUUAAACACUUCAUCUCCUUAUCAGCUCCAUGGGGUGGUACUGUUCAAGAGAUGAUCACAUUUGCUUCUGGUUACUCCUUAGGUGUUCCCUUAGUUGAUCCAUUACUUGUAAGAGAAGAGCAAAGGAGCUCAGAAAGCAACCUUUGGCUAUUACCCUCUCCUAAACUAUUCCCGUCAAACAAACCUCUUGUAAUUACAGAAAACAGAAACUACUCUGCCAGUGAAAUCCCACAGUUUCUUGAGGACAUAGGCUUUUCCCAAGGUGUACAUCCUUAUAGAACAAGAAUUUUGCCACUAAUUAACAAGUUUACUGCACCAGAGGUUCCUGUGACUUGCAUUGUUGGGAGUGAGGUUAAGACACCUGAGACUUUGUUUUAUGGGAGAGAUGGAGGGUUUGAUGAACAGCCUGAGGUUCUGUAUGGGGAUGGAGAUGGGACUGUGAACAUGAUGAGUUUGUUAGCACUUGAAUCAGAGUGGGCUGGGAUGGAAGCCAAACAGACUCUUAAGGUAACAAGAAUUCCUCAUGUCUCUCAUACUUCCAUUCUAAAGGACAGUGUCUCUGUUGCAGAAAUAGUAAGAGAAAUUUCUACUAUAAAUUCAGUACAAGUUCUGAGAUCAGUUGUGUAGGAAACUGAAAUCUAAAUUAGAGGUUUU
Messenger RNA from Telopea speciosissima, 1314 nucleotides. Its product is annotated as lecithin-cholesterol acyltransferase-like 1. The record is from RefSeq and is a predicted model, not a curated record. NCBI's taxonomy places the organism in Eukaryota, Viridiplantae, Streptophyta, Magnoliopsida, Proteales, Proteaceae. Gene Ontology annotation, biological process: lipid metabolic process. Bases 1 to 1287 code for a protein of 428 amino acids. The transcript is spliced from 2 exons.